AUGACUGUUGUCAACACCGUCGCGCAGCAGCUGCCUGGCCAUGGGCAGACCGUGUGUGUCACCGGCGCUGCCGGAUACAUCGCGUCUUGGCUCGUCAAGCUGCUGCUGGAGAGAGGCUACACCGUGAAGGGCACAGUGAGGAACCCAGAUGAUCCCAAGAACGCUCACCUGAAGGCGCUGGACGGCGCCGUCGAGAGGCUGAUCCUCUGCAAAGCCGACCUCCUCGACUACGAUGCCAUAUGCGCCGCCGCCGAGGGCUGCCACGGCGUGUUCCACACCGCCUCCCCAGUCACCGAUGAUCCUGAGCAGAUGGUGGAGCCGGCGGUGCGGGGCACGGAGUACGUGAUCAACGCAGCGGCGGAUGCAGGAACGGUGCGCCGGGUGGUGUUCACAUCGUCCAUCGGCGCCGUCACCAUGGACCCCAACCGCGGUCCUGACGUAGUUGUCGACGAGUCCUGCUGGAGCGACCUCGAAUUCUGCAAGAAGACCAAGAACUGGUACUGCUACGGCAAGGCCGUGGCGGAGCAGGCCGCGUGGGAGGCAGCCAGGAAGCGUGGCAUCGACCUCGUUGUCGUGAACCCUGUGCUCGUGGUCGGGCCGCUGCUGCAGCCAACGGUGAACGCUAGCGCCGCACACAUCCUCAAGUACCUCGACGGCUCGGCCAAGAAGUAUGCCAACGCCGUGCAGUCAUACGUGGACGUGCGUGAUGUAGCCGACGCGCACAUCCGCGUGUUCGAGGCGCCCGAGGCCUCGGGCCGGUACCUCUGCGCCGAGCGCGUGCUGCACCGUGGGGACGUUGUCCAAAUCCUCGGCAAACUCUUCCCUGAGUACCCUGUGCCAACAAGGUGCUCUGACGAAGUGAACCCACGGAAGCAGCCUUAUAAGAUGUCCAACCAGAAGCUGCAGGAUCUUGGCCUCCAGUUCACUCCUGUGAACGACUCUCUGUAUGAGACCGUGAAGAGCCUCCAGGAGAAGGGACACCUCCUAGUACCAAGCAAAAAUAUACCAGAGGGAUUGAACGGUGUAACGGCAUGAUGCUGCUAAAGAAGCAGCGGAGUUCACGUGCUCCUGUAACAUGGUGAAACAUCAGUUGUUUUUCUGUAUAAAUUCUAUCCAGUAUCGUGUUAUUUAAGUGAACUAAGAGAACAGAAUAUUGUAUCAUCUUCGAUGUCCAAUACCUGGAAGGGAUUGUUUUUUUGCAACC
Messenger RNA from Lolium perenne, 1204 nucleotides. RefSeq names its product cinnamoyl-CoA reductase 1. NCBI's taxonomy places the organism in Eukaryota, Viridiplantae, Streptophyta, Magnoliopsida, Poales, Poaceae. The record is from RefSeq and is a predicted model, not a curated record. Gene Ontology annotation, molecular function: oxidoreductase activity, acting on the CH-OH group of donors, NAD or NADP as acceptor.